AUGCAGCAAGCUUGGGAUCGGACAAGUAGCACUGAGAGUGUCAAGAGAGGCCAUACAAAAAUGCUGGGAAAAGGACAAAGUGGCGGAUACCCUCCUGACACGAGUGAGCUCUUGCAGAGCAUCAGUACAGUGCCUGUGGACAGCGCCGAUAAGAAGGGCCUCCAGGUGGGGGGCCAGCUGCCAGCUGGUGUGCAGGCAGGGCCUCAGCAGCAGAACCAACAGCUCCUUCUGACGCCAGCCAGCCUCCAGCUCGCACAGCUCCAGGCCCAGCUUACCCUCCAUCGUCUCAAACUGGCUCAGGGGGGCAAUACGGCCGCUGCCGCCACUGUUCUCAAUCAGGUUCUUUCCAAUGUCGCCAUGUCUCAACCCCUGUUCAAUCAGCUACGGACUUCGGCAAUGGUUGGGAACCCUCAGGCUGCCUUUCCCUCAGGAGUUCUGGGUUUUCCCUCUUCAAAUUCAACCUUGGGGGCCUUGGUGGGUGGGGGAUUCAACCAAAACCCAGGCAAUGUGAGACUAAACAAUCCUGGUGGAGGGGGCACAGUGAGCCAGCAGGGUACAGAGUAUGGUAAAAAGCCAGGGUCGGCUUACCCCUCUGAUACUGACAGGCGACUUCAGUACAACUUAGUUGGGGGGACAUCUACAGCAUCAGCCACAGCUGGUGAUGGACAGUACUCAGUCAUUAACACUCAGCCAAAAAACAUGAACAGUGUUGGCUUUCAGAGAGAUUUCUAUGGGCAUGAUAUGGUGGGGCAACAAACUGGGUUUCAUGUCAAUGAGCAGAACAUGAAUGUUUAUAACUCCACUGGGCAUAAGGAGCAAUGGAAAGGCCCCGCUAACCUGAGUCACACUGGAAAGGCAGAUAUGGUUUCUAAUGCUGUGUGGACAGCGGCUGGGCAGCCAGUUCGGCCCAGAACGGAACUGUAUAACCCAGAGGAGCCGACCCCUGACCCCAAGUUCAAUCCCAGUAGUGGGGUUUCCUCUUUUGGUUCAAGUGGCACACAGGGGUUUGGGGCCUACCAGCCCCUGCAUGGAGGCGAAGAGACCUUAUCUUCAGGCACCAGGACACUUCAGCCUUACCAAGUGAACGAUUACCACGCUGUCACACCCACUCAGCUGCCACACCAGUGUAGCAUCUGUGACAAGAAGGUCUACAACCUCAAGGACUGGGACCAGCACGUGAAGGGAAAACUACACUUGCAGAACCGAAUGUUGUACACAAAUGAGAGCUCCGCAGCCGUAUCAGCUGGAGCUGUUCACUACGCUGUCGGCAGGCCCUCUGAUGGAGGUCUGAACACCGGAGGGACAAACUCCAUGGUCUACUCUGCUGCAAGUCAAGAUGUAUCCUCAGGAGCCAAUACAUCAUACUUACCAGCUGCAGCCAUGAAGACUUAUCCCAUGUCAGACACAGGAUUUGCCUCACACCAGCCAGAGUCAAAGCCAUUCCCACCCAGAAAGGCCACAGCAGGGCGAGUCGUUCACAUCUGCAACCUCCCUGAAGGCAGCUGCACCGAGAAUGAUGUCAUCAACCUGGGACUACCGUUUGGCAAAGUCACCAACUACAUCCUCAUGCGCUCUACCCAUCAGGCAUUUCUGGAGAUGGCUUAUGUUGAAGCUGCUCAGGCCAUGGUUCAAUAUUACCAACUCACUCCAGCUAUGAUUAACAAUCAGAAACUUCUCAUUAGAAUGUCGAAGAGGUACAAGGAGCUACAACUCAAGAAACCUGGUAAAGAUGUUCAGUCAAUCAUCCAGGAUAUCAGCUCUCAGCGGGAGAGAGAUGAGAUGCAAGAACUUGAACACUACAUGCCAGAGAGGGCGCGUUCCCGCAGCCCUAUCAGCCGCUCUCUGAGUCCUCAUUCCCACAGCCCCAGUUUUACCUCAUGCAGCUCAGCCCACAGCCCCCAGGGGACAUGCAGGGGUCCGGAGAGAGGCAGCAAUGGUAUGGGCCCCCGUCGGGGCUCUUGGGAUUGGUCGUCACACUUAAGACGGGGUGAGGACGAAAGGGAGAGGGACGACCUGUGGAGAAAUGGGGGCAGCGUGGAUGACGAUCGGCCUAACGGACGGGCACCCGACCGUCGGAAGGCUUACCAGAAACCCUCGGAUCAUAUCAGCUCGAGAUCUGCAGAUGAGCGAGGGGGAGGAGGUGGAGGUGGAGGCGAAGGGAUGAGGGGCAACAGAGACUGGUACCCAAGGGGCAGCCCCCAAGGCAUGUCCUUCAACUCUUACAGGAACAUUGAGGAUGACUUCUACAUGAAGGAACAAAUGUACAAGUCAGACAAGCCGCCCAGACCUCCAUACCAAAGGCAUGAUCCAAAGCCAAAGAGGAGGGACGGUGGCGACUACCACAGUAGAUCGAGGCAUUUGGAAGUCGAGAUGACCGAUGAGCCGCUUCGCAGAACGCUAGAAGACAAGAGGCAGAGUUCACCAGGCAGGGGCAGGAGCAAAAAGACAAGCAGGAGGCACGCCACUGCGGAAAAACAUGAGAGAGAAAAUGCUCCUGAAAAUACUGAUCGCCAGUCAAAAGAGAAAUCUGUGUCACCUCAGCGAAGCAAUAAGCUAAAAGAGGCUACUGAAUGUAGUAAAAAUAGAAGCACAGUGAAGGAGUGGGAAAGUGGUGAUGACACUGAUGAGGAGUGUUGGUAUCCGAAGAACAUGGAGGAACUGGUCACUGUAGAUGAAGUGGGAGGAGAAGAUGAUUCCAUUAUUGAGCCAGACCUUCCUGAGCUAGAAAAUGCAUCCUGCUCCAAAGAGUCUGCAGAGGAAGAAGCAGUGGGCGAGCAUAUUGUACUACCCACCUCCUCCUCAGUGGCGCAGGAGACAUCUAAUGAGAAGUCUAACCAGGAAAAGUUCUGUGAGAAUAGUGGAGACCAGGGAGAAGCAUCUGGAACUGAGAAACCACAGAAUGUUUUAACUGUAACCAGUCCUGAAGACCAGAAACUCCAGUGGCCACAGGGUCCAGUGGCUCCUGAGCCACCACUCACUAACCUUAGUGACUUCCCCAGUGAGGAGUUCAAAGCUGCACUGGAGGAGACAUGUUUAGAAGAUAAAGUAACCGAAAGUGGGCCAUCAGAAGAGUCAGUGGAAAACCACGUUUGUGCAUCAGAGGACAGCAAAACCUUGGAAGUAGAACAGGCCACAGAGAUCGUCAAGAACGGGGUUCAAGACAAGGAUGACAGUCUUAAUAAAGAGAUUGAGGCCCCUGCACCAUCUCGUGAGCAAGACAAAGCUGUCAGUGAACACAGCAUCCCUUUGGGAGUGGAGUUCAUUGUGCCAAGGACCGGCUUCUACUGCACACUCUGUGGACUGUUCUACACCAGCGAGGACACAGCAAAGACCGCUCACUGCCGCAGCACUGUGCACUACAGGAACCUACAGAAAUACCUGUCCCAGCUGGCAGAGGAGAGUGUCUCGGGCGCGCUUGCUGAACCCUCAGCUGCACAGUGACAUACAUCAGCUUGAC
Messenger RNA from Chelmon rostratus (copperband butterflyfish), 3457 nucleotides. RefSeq names its product RNA binding motif protein 20 (gene rbm20). Gene Ontology annotation, molecular function: zinc ion binding; mRNA binding. Gene Ontology annotation, biological process: regulation of RNA splicing. Bases 1 to 3441 code for a protein of 1146 amino acids. The transcript is spliced from 14 exons. The record is from RefSeq and is a predicted model, not a curated record. Gene Ontology annotation, cellular component: nucleus. Lineage: Eukaryota; Metazoa; Chordata; Actinopteri; Chaetodontiformes; Chaetodontidae.